Messenger RNA from Neoarius graeffei (lesser salmon catfish), 1896 nucleotides. It is a transcript of the gene slc5a12, whose product is annotated as solute carrier family 5 member 12. The coding region runs from base 1 to 1896 and encodes 631 amino acids. Gene Ontology annotation, molecular function: symporter activity. Lineage: Eukaryota; Metazoa; Chordata; Actinopteri; Siluriformes; Ariidae. Gene Ontology annotation, biological process: transmembrane transport; sodium ion transport. The record is from RefSeq and is a predicted model, not a curated record. Gene Ontology annotation, cellular component: membrane. The transcript is spliced from 15 exons.
AUGGAACUUCCAAAUGGUGUUGUGGGAACAUUCCAAGUAUGGGACUAUGUGGUGUUUGCUUGCCUGUUUGCGGUAUCUUCUGGUAUCGGAGUCUUCUUUGCCAUAAAGGAGAGGAAAAAGGUGUCGUUAAAUGCAUUCUUGGCUGGCGGACGGCAGUUGACUUGUGGUCCAGUGGCACUCUCUCUCACAGCCAGCUUCAUGUCAGCAGUGACUGUUAUUGGAACUCCCUCAGAUGUAUACCACUUUGGGGCUACAUUCAUUUUCUUUGGCAUUGCCUACACAUUGAUGGUGAUCUUCACAGCAGAGCUCUAUCUUCCCGUAUUCUAUCGGUCAGGUAUCACCAGCAUAUAUGAGUAUUUUGAGCUACGCUUCUCUAAGAUGGUCCGUAUAGCUGCUACUGCCAUUUACAUAGUGCAAACGAUUUUGUACACAAGUGUAGUGGUGUAUACUCCAGCUUUAGCUCUCAAUCAAGUGACAGGGUUUAAUCUCUGGGGAUCCAUAUUUGCUACUGGAUUUGUCUGCACCUUUUACUGUACAGUGGGAGGACUAAAGGCUGUAGUCUGGUCCGAUGCCUUCCUGAUGGUGGUGAUGGUGACUGGUUUUCUCAUGGUUCUGGUACAGGGCACACAUAAAAAUGGAGGAAUCAGUGCAGUAUGGGAGACAGCACAGGCUGGACAAAGACUAAAUGUGUUUGACUUUGACCCCAGUCCUCUGAGACGUCACACGUUCUGGACAGUCUCUGUUGGGGGCAUGUUCACAUGGCUGGGCAUCUAUGGUGUAAACCAGUCCAUCAUCCAGAAGUGUAUUUCCUGUAAGACAGAGACCCAUGCUCGCUGUGCUCUGUAUCUGAACCUGCUGGGUCUCCUGCUGAUUUUAUUCUGUGCUGUGGCCUCAGGACUCAUCAUGUACGCUUUCUACUCCCAUUGUGACCCCUGGACAGCUGGUUUUGUGACAGCUCCUGACCAGCUCAUGCCAUACUUUGUACUAGAAGUACUGGGCAAAUUUCCAGGUCUGACUGGACUGUUUGUGGCUUGUGUCUUCAGUGGGACCCUCAGCACAGCGGCUACCAGUAUCAAUGCUCUGGCCACAGUGACUUAUGAGGACUUUGUGAGCCAGUGUUUCAGAAACCUCUCCAACAAAAUGGCAAUGUGGCUCAGCCAAGUCCUGUGUGUGAUGUUUGGAGCGAUCUGUACCAGCAUGGCAGUAGCAGCAUCAAAAAUGGGAACAAUUUUGCAGGCCGCCCUCAGUAUCCAUGGCAUGUGUGGAGGGCCGAUGCUUGGUGCCUUCUCUUUAGGAAUUUUAUUCCCUUUCACAAACACUUUGGGAGCUAUAGGAGGUCUGAUACUGGGCACUUCUUUGUCAUUCUGGCUGGGAGUGGGAGCCUUCAUCCACCCUGCUUCCCCCAACAGCACCCGCCCCCUGCAUCUGAGCACAGAGAGCUGUAACCUAUUGAACACCACAGCUACUGCAAUCACUCAGACAGCCAGCUCAGAUACAGAAUCUGUGCCGGCUGAGUCCUGGUACUCCAUUUCCUAUCUCUACUUCAGUGUAGUGGGUUUUCUGGGCACAGUUAUAGGAGGCCUGCUCAUCACACUGAUAACAGGCCCUACUAAGCCACAGGAGGUGCAGCCAAGGCUGAUUCGGCCAGUGUGUGACCUGUUCUGCUUUUGUUCAGAGAAAUACAAGACCAUGUGCUGGUGUGGUGUCAACCAUGCAGAGAGCAACAUGGAAUUGGAUGGCAUGGAUUUUGGAACAGCGUGUGAGAAUCACCUGGAUCAGGAGAUUAAAACUGAGAUAAAUGAAAGCAAUCUGAAUAACAGGAUGCAGGAUGAGACUUACAUUAAUGCAGCUUUUGUCCCAGACAGAGCUGCCAAUGUUCUGUCUACAAACCUAUAA